Molecule: messenger RNA, 1262 nt
Organism: Nomia melanderi (Alkali bee)
Lineage: Eukaryota; Metazoa; Arthropoda; Insecta; Hymenoptera; Halictidae
Gene: Gmer
Product: GDP-L-fucose synthase-like protein
Biological process (GO): nucleotide-sugar biosynthetic process
Molecular function (GO): GDP-L-fucose synthase activity
Source: RefSeq, a predicted model, not a curated record
CAUCUGUAGUAUUUCAAUAUUUGCACUAGCAGAUGGCAGUGAUGACUCCUAUCAUACAGUGAAAUUCGAAUCAUGUUAUUUAUCAGUUUUCGAGUACUACUCUGUCAAUAACAUACGAUUUUUUUAGUUAAUGAACUAUCAAUUUGUUUUUUAUUUGUAACAUGUUUUAUUUAGAUUUUAUGAAAUAUGUCUGAGAAAGAAAAAACGGUACUUGUAACUGGUGGGACAGGAUUAGUGGGUAAAGCCAUUCAGAUGAUUAUUGAAAACGAUAAAAAUGAAAAUGAGAAUUGGAUAUUUGUAGGCUCUAAAGAUGCAGACUUAUGUAAUAAGCAAAGUACAGAGAAAUUAUUCGAAAAACAUAAACCAACACAUGUUGUUCACUUGGCUGCUAUGGUUGGUGGUCUAUUUCACAAUAUGGCACAUAAUUUGGAUUUUUUGAGGAAUAAUAUUCAUAUGAAUGAUAAUGUAUUACAAACUGCUCAUGAAAAUGGGGUCGUUAAAGUUAUUUCAUGUUUAUCAACUUGCAUAUUUCCUGAUAAAACAACAUAUCCCAUUGAUGAAACUAUGAUUCAUAAUGGACCACCACAUCCAUCAAAUUAUGGUUAUAGUUAUGCUAAGCGUCUUAUAGAUGUAGCAAAUAGGGGUUAUUAUGAACAACAUGGUAGGCUUUAUACCAGUAUCGUUCCUUGCAAUGUGUUUGGCCCAAAUGAUAAUUUCCAUCCUAGUGCUAGUCAUGUAAUACCAGGAUUAAUGCGCAGACUUUAUGAUUUGAUAAAAGAUGGAAAUACAGAAGAUAAAGAAUUUACAGUACUGGGUUCUGGAAAACCCUUGAGACAGUUUAUUUAUAGUUUAGAUCUAGCUAAAUUGAUAAUAUGGGUAUUGAGAGAAUAUGAUUCUGUGGAGCCAAUAAUAUUAUCAGUGGAUGAAUCACAAGAAGUUACAAUAUCGCAAGUAGCUGAAGCAAUUGCACAGGCAUUUAACUUCAAAGGAAAAAUAGUAUAUGAUGUAUCCGCAGCUGAUGGACAAUAUAAAAAAACAGCAAGCAAUGGAAAACUGCGAAAAUAUUUACCAGAUUUUGAAUUUACACCAUUCAAUCAAGCCAUUAAAGAAAGUGUUGAUUGGUAUAUAACAAAUUAUAAUCAGGCUAGAAAUUAAUGAAUGUCAGAUAUAUAUAUAUGUUCUAUUUAAAGUGUAUAAUUAUUUAAGUAAUACCAGAGGUAUUUUAAUUACACUAAAUUUAAAAUUAAGAAACUGCAUUUUUA